CGUCUAAUUCGCUGUUUUCAUAUUUGGCUGAGAGAGACUAUGGCUGAGGAACAGAAGAUAACGUUAGACACAGCACCUCCGGCUCCGGCUCCGGCUCCGGCUGAGACUCUUGCUCCACCUCCGGCUGCAGCUGAGACUCCUUCUCCAACUCCAGCUCCGGCUCCGGAAAAAACUGCUGAUGACUCCAAAGCCCUUGCCAUCGUGGAGAAACCUUUAGAGCCUUCACCAAAGAAAGCUUCGUCUGGUGGUUCGAUCGAUAGAGAUAUUAAGCUAGCUGAUUUGUCAAAGGAGAAGACAUUGGCUUAUGUCAAAGCAUGGGAAGAUAGCGAAAAGACCAAAGCAGAGAACAAAGCUGAGAAGAAGAUGUCUGAUAUUCUUGCUUGGGAAAACAGCAAGAAAGCAGCUGUUGAAGCCCAACUCAAGAAAAUCGAGGAGCAACUUGAGAAUAAGAAAGCAGAGUAUGCAGAGAAGAUGAAGAACAAAGUUGCAGCAAUUCACAAAGAGGCAGAAGAGAGAAGAGCCAUGAUUGAAGCUAAGCGUGGAGAAGAUGUUCUCAAAGCUGAAGAGAUGGCUGCUAAACACAGAGCCACUGGUAUUGUCCCCAAGGCAACCUGUGGUUGUUUCUGAUCUUUAUAAAUUUGCUUUCAAAUGAUUUUUUUCAAACUGUAAAGUGUAAACAUUUCACUCGUUCUCCUAUUCAGUGGCUUUGUUGUAAUAUUUGUUUGUAUAUUGACUUUUUGUGUGAACAUCAGAGUGAGAAAAAAUGUGUUUAAUUGUUCAUUCCUUGCAAA
Messenger RNA from Raphanus sativus (radish), 791 nucleotides. RefSeq lists its product as uncharacterized. The record is from RefSeq and is a predicted model, not a curated record. The coding region runs from base 40 to 627 and encodes 195 amino acids. The transcript has 5 exons. Lineage: Eukaryota; Viridiplantae; Streptophyta; Magnoliopsida; Brassicales; Brassicaceae.